AUGAAGAAACUGAAGUCGUAUCUGGUAAUGAUGUUGCUUCAAGUUGGGUUCGCGGGGAUGUACGUGCUCACCAUCGUUUCGUUCAGACACGGGAUGAGCAGUUACGUCUUCUCCGUCUAUCGUCACGUCGUUGCCACUCUCGUCAUGGCUCCUUUCGCUCUUCUUCUCGAAAGGUUAGCAAUUCAAAUUAAUAUAAUGAAUCAUGAAAAAAAUUCAAUUUUCAUUCUGAUAAUCAGGCCGGUGCUGGACACGAAUCUGUACAAUCUGGGAAUGAAAUACACGACCGCAACGUUUGCCUCUGCAACUCUCAACACCAUACCUGCCAUCACCUUCAUUCUUGCUCUCGUUUUCAGGCUGGAGAGUGCAAACAUAAGGAAGAUUCACAGUGCAGCCAAGGUGAUUGGGACCAUAAUCACAUUCGUUGGAGCCAUGGUCAUGACAUUCUACAAAGGCCAAUUAGUUCUGGGCUUGAGCCAUACUUCCACGUCACUGCCGUAUUAUGGAUCAUUCAUGGUACCAAACGCCGGUAGUGCAGAAGAGAAACGACAUUGGGUCGUCGGGACGGUUAUGCUCUUCGCGAGCUGCGUCGCGUGGGCUGCUUUCUUCAUCCUCCAGGCAAUGACGUUGAAGGAGUAUCCGGCAGAGUUGUCUCUGACGGCAUUGAUAUGUUUGAUGGGAGCUGGGGAAGGAGUGAUCGCUACUCUUGUUAUGGAGGCAGACUCGAGUGUAUGGAAGAUUGGCUUCGAUUCUAGGCUCCUUGCCGUUGCUUAUUCCGGAGUGGUUUGCUCUGGGAUUGCGUACUACGUGCAAGGAGUUGUCAGCAGAGAGCGAGGCCCGGUUUUCGUGUCUGCUUUCAGCCCUCUCUGCAUGAUUGCCACGGCUUUUCUUGGUUCCAUUUUCCUUGCUGAAACCUUGCACCUUGGAAGGUAA
Linum tenue is the source of this 930-nucleotide messenger RNA. Lineage: Eukaryota; Viridiplantae; Streptophyta; Magnoliopsida; Malpighiales; Linaceae. The record is from the annotation of a GenBank genome assembly.